This is a messenger RNA of Daldinia caldariorum, 1374 nucleotides long. RefSeq lists its product as uncharacterized. Bases 1 to 1374 code for a protein of 457 amino acids. Gene Ontology annotation, molecular function: oxidoreductase activity. The record is from RefSeq and is a predicted model, not a curated record. NCBI's taxonomy places the organism in Eukaryota, Fungi, Ascomycota, Sordariomycetes, Xylariales, Hypoxylaceae. The transcript has 7 exons.
AUGGCGACGGCCCAUCGUAUCCACAUCACGCCCGACAAUACUGGGCUUUGGAAUAUUCAGCAGGAUGAAGCUUCGGCGAAGAAGACGACUGAGCUGUUACAGGAGGAUCUAGACAAACAUCACGUUUUCUUCAACGAAGAGGGAUUCCAUAACCAUAUAAGUCAUCAACUCCUGGCUCUAUACGGCACAGGUGCUUCGCCCGACCAACUGAAAAGGUGCUACGAUGUCAACAAGGCGUACCAAAGACCAUCCAGCAAGGUCCGCGAGGAUAUCGUCAAGGAGAUGGGAGAUUGGGAGAAGGCCAAGAAAUUUUUUGGCAAAGGCGAAUACUAUAAUACGUUCCUAGAAUAUUUCCAAAGCGAGAUCGACAAGCUAGGUUGGGAGAAGGCUCUACUCGAAUAUAUGUUCAAGGGAGAUGAGAGAAGUGAGGAUAUACAGAUUCGAAUGACCUCCUCCAUCAUUCAUCCUAUCAUACAGUUGAUGUAUGGUGUCGAAUGGAAGCAGCCCGCCAUUAUCGCCAUGGCACUAGCUCAAGCGUUGGUCCACAACGAUCAGAUGAAGAAGUUUCUUCUCACGACCGAAGAGGCUGCUAAGUCGAAUACAAAACCGAUGCCUAGCAUUGAGAGUCUACUCAGAGAAGCAAAGGCAAAUAAGAAGCUUUCCACAGCCGUUUGUGGUGUAGAUGAGCUAGCCAAAGUGGAAAAGGGGGUAUUUGCCAAAGCAUGGGAUGACAUUGUUGAGCUGGCGAGCAGAGUAAAGGUCGAGCCCGAAGAACUAGAGGAGAGAACUGCAGAGAUGUACCAUUCGGCAAUAUACCAGAGCGCCUCCGCGGCAUUCCACCCCGGAAAGGAACCCAAGUUCGAUUUCUUCCUCAUGCACCACAUAAAUGUCAACCCCUUAUACAUCGCACUGAACAAUCAGGACUGGGUCCCGAUCGAGAGCAAAGUAAGGUUGCUCGAAUGGAAAAUCCGACUUGAUAUCCUCGCGUACGUAUCGCAAGCUUGUCCGCCGCUCGAGCUCGACAACAUCGCCGCUUAUGUUCCACAGGUUGGGAAACUAACUCCGGUUUACGAACAAGUCGCCCGGAUACACAAUCUGGACGAAGACGGCCACGGCAUCAAGCUAUUCCGCGCCGUGCGGAUCGGCCAGACCGUUUGCGAGAGGUACGAGGACCAAGACUGGAUUAGAAUUAAGGGGGACCUGUGGACGAGGAUCGGCCACCUCGUCGUCGACUCGAUCCAGACGUUACCGCGGUGGGUACGGGGCGCGGGCGAGGACCAGGCGUGGGAACAGAUUCCGGACCGGGUCGACGGUGCCGAUAGUGUUAAUGGUAAGGAUGGGAUUUCAGAGAAGCUUGGUCAGGUUCAUAUUUAG